UACCAAAGUUAUAUAUGCUAGAAGCAUCAAGGAACUGUGUUAUGAAUAAAUAGAUCCACCUAUCUAAACCUUAAAAAAAAAAUUAAAAAAUUGCCGUGAUAACCACUUCCCAUCUUCCAAUUCAAAUAGUUAGUUUUAUAUCACUACUUUGUUGUUUCUCCUUGGUAUCUUAUUAUUUUGUUGUUGUUUCUGUUGUUGCUAUUGCCUCUUUUCACUGUUUGUUCAGCCGAUGGUCUUUCGUAAACAAUUUCUCUACCUUGUCAAAGCUAGGAUUAAAGAGCAUCUUCAUAUAGAGCUUUGAUCUAUAUUCAUGAUGAGAGUUGAAAAGGCAUCAGUCUCCAGGCCUAGAUGCUCUUAUCAUGUCUACUUGAGUUAUAGAGGCAAAGAGAUCAGCGUGAACUUUAUCAAUAUCCUACACACUGCAUUGACUGAUGUUGGUAUUCAAACAUUCAAGAGACACAGUGAAGCUAGAAAAGGAAAGAUUGUUGGAUCAGAAUUGCAAAAGGCAGUCAAAGAAUCGAGGAUUUCAAUAAUUGUAUUCACGGAAGAUUAUGGAUAUUCUAGAAGGUGCCUAGAUGAACUUGUGAACAUCCUUGAAAGGAAGCAAAGUGCUGGUCAUAUGAUUCUACCUGUGUUCUAUCGUGUAGAUCCAUCCCAUAUUAGAAAGCAGAGAGAGUCGUAUGCGAAAGCAUUUCAUAAUUACGAAGAGCAGAUCAUGGCGAAGAAGGUUGAAAGAAGGAAUGAGCACAUAGCAAAGAUAAAGAUAUGGAGAUCAUCUCUCACAGAGGUUGCAAAUAUGGCAGGGAUAGUUCUAGAAGACGGGGAUGAGCUGAAGUUUAUUCAAGAAAUUGUUGAGGACAUUUGGGGUAAGCUGUCUCGUAAAGUUUUGAGUUUCGCCCCAUAUCCAGUUGGAAUAUACUCCCGUGUAAAAGAGAUUAAUUUCUGGUUACAAGAUAGCUCGACUAAUUCUCGCACAUUGAUGAUUUAUGGAGAACCUGGAAUAGGGAAAACAACCAUUGCCAAAGCUCUUUUUAACCUACAUUGUGACAGAUUUCAAUGCAGCAGAUUUCUUGGAGAUAUUAGAGAAAUUGCAAAAGAAAGCUGUGGUCUGAUUAACCUACAGAAAAAUCUUCUUUCUGAUCUUUUGAAAGAGGAUAAGAUUGAUCUAAAUGAUAUUGAUAGAGGAGCUUCCACGAUCAAAGAAUGUUUAGUCCACAAAAAGUUUCUUCUUGUUCUUGAUGAUGUUGAUGAUUUGAACCAACUGAAAGGACUUCUUGAUUCAAGAGAGUGGAUUCCUCCAGGGAGUAAAGUUAUUAUAACAACUACAAACGAACACUUGCUAAACCCUCUUGAUGCUUGUGUGAUGUAUGAAACCAAGAGGAUGAACAAUUAUGAGGCGCUUAAGCUCUUCAGCUUGCAUACUUUUGGUCAAGACCAUCCCGUCAAGGAGUACAUGAAACACUCCAAGCAGAUAGUUAAACAUUGUCGAGGGCUUCCUUUAGCUCUUCAGGUUCUAGCCUCUUCGCUACGUGGUGGAAGUAUAGAUAUGUGGGAAGGUGCAAUACAGAAAUUAGAAAGAUAUUCUGAAUGCCAUAACCAUAAAGUUCUUGAACUAAGCUAUGAAGCUUUGCCAGAUGAUCAUGAUAAAAAUGUAUUUCUUGAUAUUGCUUGCUUUUUUGUCGGGAAGGACAAAGAUUAUACAAUCAAAGUUCUGGAUGAAUGUGGUUUCCAUGCUACUGCUGAAAUACAGAAUCUCAUUGAUAGAUAUCUCCUGACAGUGACUCCUGAUAACAAGCUAAUGAUGCAUCAGUUACUACAGGAAAUGGGUAAAGAGGUCAUCUGCCGAGAAUCACCCAUUGAACCUGGUAAACGCAGCAGAAUCUGGCAUCACAAGGAUGCCCUUAGUAUACUGCAUGAAGAAACUGUUACAGAAUCUAUUGAAGGGCUUGUUCUUAAAAUGUGUGGAUCAGAUGAAAGCAAACCAGACAGACAUGAAAGUAUAUCAAAAAGACCUUACUUCAAUGAUUCACAGAGCACUUCAACAUUGACUCUCAAGAAAAAUUCAUCAAAGAGGCUUCGCGUAGGAUGCCUCUCUUGGGGUCUGGGGAAUUCUGUUUUGGCAAGAUCACAGACUGUACAAAAUGAAGCUGGAAUGAGUGCUAAAGCAUUUUCUAAAAUGCAAGAAUUGAGAUAUCUUGAGCUUGAGAAUGUCCAGCUUUCUGGCACCUUUGAAGGAUUUCCAAAGAAAUUAAGAUGGAUGCGCUGGUAUGGACGAUUCCAAUCAACAUCCUUCCCAAAUGGCUUUCCUCAUGAAAAUCUUGUAGUUCUUGAAAUGAACAAUAGCAACUUGCAUCAAACCUGGGAGGGAGCAAAGUCUCUACGAUCAUUGAAGAUACUUGAUCUUGGUCACUCACACAGUCUCAUGAAGACCCCUGAUUUCUCUGGAAUGCCGAAUCUAGAAAGAGUGAUUCUUGAAGAUUGCAUAAAUUUGGUUAAGGUCCAUGAGUCCAUUGGAAGACUCCAUAAACUUCUUGUCUUAAAUCUGAAGGGAUGCGAGAGCCUUAAGAAGCUUCCAAGGAAAAUUUGGGAAAUCAAAUCCUUACAAGAACUAACACUCUGUGGGUGCUCAAAGCUGGAGCUUUCCAGGAUUAUGAGAAAUGGUAAGUUUUUGCAAGCACUUACACGGGAUGUGACUAACAGAGAUCAAUUUUCCUCUAAGGCUGAAAAGCCAAUAUGCAGCGACUCUCUGUCUGCUAAAUCAGUCUAUUCAAUCUUCUGGUCUUGGAUGUCACUGUGGCCAAAGUCAGCAGGUUCAAUGUCAGAUAUCUUCCAGAUCACCUUACAAAGUUUGGAUAUUUCACAUAGCAAUCUGACCGACACUCUUAUUCCCUACGACCUUUCUGUCCUAUCCUCCUUGAAAUAUCUGAGUCUAAGAGGAAAUCCCAUUUCCACCCUGCCGGAGAGCCUGAAGAGCCUAACUAUGCUGCAGUCCCUUCAGUUAGCCGACUGCACAAGGCUCCAGUGGAUCCCUGAGCUUCCGUUGAGCUUACAAAUAUUGAAUGCAAGUAACUGCAGAUCACUGAACAAAGUAACAAAUUUACCCAAUUUCAUGAGGUCACUUGACUUGCACUUAGAGAAUUGUGAAAAACUGGUUGAGGUUCAGGGAGUAUUCAAGCUAGAUCCUAUUAGAGACAUUGAUGAUAUCCUCGAUAUGUCUUGCCUAGAUAAUUUGGAGGUCAGAGCAGUAGAUGUGGAACUUUGCAACUAUCUGUCCUCAACAAAAAGCAAAGGUCCCCUUCAGGGACUAUACGAGUUUGGUAUACACAACAUUUACAUUCCUGGAGUCAAGGUUCCUACCGAGUUCAGCAAUAUAAGCACAGGGAGCUCAAUAGAUUUCACUGUGCCUCCACUUCCUAAUGCUAAGAUCCAAGGAUUAAAGAUAUGUGUUGCUUAUGCAGAAUGUCUUGAAGAAUGUUUCAGUGAAAGACACUUCAUAAAAGUGAGCAAUAAGACCAAGGGAAUCAAAUGGAUUUAUGGUCCAACAAUUUUUGGAAUUGCAGGUCCUGGUAAUCCAAUGCUAUGGUUUAGUCAUUGGAAGUUUGGAAACCAGCUAGAAAGAGGAGAUCAAGUUGUUGUUUCAGUAAGCAUGGGUUGCUUAGUUAAGAAAUUUGGUGUAUAUCUUGUAUGCAGCGAACAAAGUGAGGAAGAGGAAGACACCCUAUCUAAUGCAGAAGGAUGUCGCCGUCUUUCCUAUCCACUACAGCAUGCAAUUGGUGGAGAUUUGUCUCCUUAUGAGCUAAGUUCAGGGAUAUUUUCGACUGACCACCCCAAAAUGGACAUUUUUGCGAGUGACCCCGUGAAUAUUGACCGCUCCUUGCACCUAACCAAUGGGCCGGAUAGAUGAACCUGGCCAUGAUGGCCCAGAUUCCGUUUUGGGUAGGUUGAUCUACUUAGCAAAGUCAGCAAUUUGAAGUUAUCCAUAUUGGGGAUUAACUGUUCCCUUCAAAAUCCUACUUCUAGUAAAUUACGUUGUAAAACCUAACAAAAAUACCAGAGACGAAAUUAGGAUUUUUCAUUUGAAUUCUAGAAAACACAGCUUACAUAUUUGAGUCAGGUUCUGUGAAAGUAGCAGGAGGAAUGGCCCUAAUCUAAACAAUGGAAGAAAGUUCAUAUUUAUGAUCCUCGUUCAUAUACUCGUAAUUUCUGCGAUAUUUAUCCUCCUCACUGUGAUCCCAAGCAAUGGCAAUGGCAAUGUCGACAACGAGGAUAAGCUGUCACUUACAGAGUUAUGCGUGAAGCAUUAUUUUAGUCCAAAACGGCCUGAAAUAAUACAAAGUAGUAGUACUACUGUUAAUUUGAAUGCAGAGACUUGUUUCGUCGGAAUAUUGUUUGAGUGGAAAAUUUGAUCCUGAAUUCGUCGGAGCUCUCAGAAAAUUCGUUCCAAAAUUCAACAAAAAGGAAGAUUUCUUAGUCGCAUCACUCGAUGUCAGCAGAUCUAUCCGUGACUUUAGUUCAAUAGGAUUUUCUUUUUGUAUAGGAACUAGAAAUUAACUAGGUUUUUUGUUUUUCAUAUUAUAAUUUAUGUCAAGUUAUAUUA
This is a messenger RNA of Solanum tuberosum (potato), 4597 nucleotides long. RefSeq names its product TMV resistance protein N-like. The record is from RefSeq and is a predicted model, not a curated record. Gene Ontology annotation, biological process: signal transduction; defense response. NCBI's taxonomy places the organism in Eukaryota, Viridiplantae, Streptophyta, Magnoliopsida, Solanales, Solanaceae. The transcript is spliced from 6 exons. Gene Ontology annotation, molecular function: protein binding; ATP hydrolysis activity; ADP binding. The coding region runs from base 311 to 3904 and encodes 1197 amino acids.